Messenger RNA from Nerophis lumbriciformis (worm pipefish), 7415 nucleotides. It is a transcript of the gene mcf2a, whose product is annotated as MCF.2 cell line derived transforming sequence a. Gene Ontology annotation, molecular function: guanyl-nucleotide exchange factor activity; protein binding. Gene Ontology annotation, biological process: intracellular signal transduction; dendrite development. The record is from RefSeq and is a predicted model, not a curated record. Gene Ontology annotation, cellular component: cytoplasm. Lineage: Eukaryota; Metazoa; Chordata; Actinopteri; Syngnathiformes; Syngnathidae.
CACAAGUGCGAAGCCUGGGCUCAGCAGUAAUGCCACGGUCUGCAGGCCUAAGCUGGAUCAGUCGUCAGGCGGUCUACGCACAGGAAGUGCACCCGGUGCUGAUCCGUCAUCUUCCAGGCCCAGCCGCCUUGGACCGGAGAAGAAAAGGCUCUGUGUGAGUACGAGCACAAUGACAUCCUUUCACGCCCGAUGACGGCCCCGGGGCUGCCUUUGGACUUUCUCUCACGGAAAAAGCUAUUUUCAUUUUCUGGUAGCUGUUGUGCGAGUCACGCACGCGUGGAUUACAGAAGUUGGGAGGGGACUUGGCCGAGUGUCAGGACUUUUUUUUUUUUUUCUCAGCGCAGAGCUGACGCACUAAGCCCAAAGAGAGAGAGAGAGGGAAGUCAGUCCGACGAACAGGCGGCGAGCUCCGAUCACACGCCUUUUUGUUGUGGGACAAGAAGCAGCGGAUCUACCAUGUCCACACCUGGGGGUCGUCCACCGCCACGCGAGAGGAGGAUGUGAAGCCCCCGGAAGACUUUGUUGUCUGGUUCCGUACCAGGAGGGCAUGGGCCCGGGCCUCGCUGCAGGAGGAGUCCAUGACCGAGUCCAAGAACCGGGAGGAGGAGAUGGAGAGCUACCGAGACCUCCUGCAGGCCGGCUGCCAGCUGGAGGACACACUGCAGCAGGUCACUGUUCCUAUGAGCAUGACGGAGGUCGGCGGCUACAUAGAGAAGCAGGUUGCGUACCUGUCAGGUGGUCGUGGACAAGACUCCUGCGUCAUCAUCACUCUCCCAGAAUGCUCCGCUUUCAGGGACAUCCCAGAGGAGGCCUUGGCCAAAGUCUUCACGUACCUCACACUCAUCUCUCGAACCAGACAACCAGGGGUCAAGUUUAUCGUCAUUUUGGACCGCAGACUUGACACGUGGGCUUCUAUCAAGAAUGCACUGGCCAGAAUAGCAGCCUCCUUUCCCGGGAACCUCCACCUGGUGUUGGUGCUGCGACCCACCAGCUUCUUCCAUCGCACCGUCGCCGACAUCGGCUUUCGCUUUGGCCAGGAGGACUUCAUGCUGAAGAUGCCGGUGGUGAUGCUGAGCUCUGUCACCGACCUGCUGAAGUACAUCGAUGAGAACCAGCUGACGUCUGAGUUUGGAGGCACUUUGGACUACUGCCAUAGCGACUGGAUCCUUCUAAGGACGGCCAUUGAAGGUUUUGCCGUCACGGUCAAAGACAUCGCGCACAUGCUGCAGGCCUUCGGCACUGAACUGGCCGAGACUGAACUGCCCGGCGAGGGCGGCGCCAUCGAGCGCCUCCUGGCGUCUCACAAUGACAAAUACCGGAAGCUUAAAGAGGCCAUUAGAUCUCUGUUCAAGGAGGGUCAGCAGCUUCUGUCAAGCCUGGAGACAACUACGAGGGACAGCGAGGACCCUCAGUGGGACGUCAAGCUGGACUGGGAGACGGUACAGAGGCUCCUCAAUCAACUGAGAGACAUGGAAUCAGCCUUUGAUGGCUUCUUUGAUAAGCACCACCUGAAACUGCAUCAGUACUUGCAGCUGCUCACAUUCGAGAAAGGCUUUCAUGAGAUGCAGUCGUGUCUGCAGCGUCUGUCGUCUCAGGAGGACGAGCUGUCCACACGUGGUGACACUCCGGCUCAAGCCGAGCAGGCUCUCAAACAGCUGGACACUUCGGAAUUGUUUGCACAGGAUGUGAUGUCACGUGCACAGAUCAUCAUCCUCCACGGACACCAGCUUUCCGCAGGCCACCACUACGCCACCUGUCUCAUCAUGCAGCGCUGCAACGAGCUGCGCCAUCACUGUGAUACCCUCAGCACGGCGCUGGCCGCCAAACGCUGUUGUCUCCUGCAGACGCACCAAUUGCUGCUAUCUCUGGACCAGGCCCAAACCUGGUGUGAUGAUGGAGCGUAUCUGCUGGCCAAUCAGCUGGUGGAGAAGUUCCAGUCCAAGGAAGGGGCUCAGGCUGCUUUGAAGGCCAUUAAGAGCUUCCUGGACCGGGCGCCAUCGUUGAUGACAUCAGGACCUGACGUUCUUGCGCUGGAGUAUGAGGCUGUCAUCACCCCUCAGCUGCAGGUGAAAAUUGAUAAAACGUUUGAGAAGCAUGCAGCCGUGCAGCAGAUGGUCCAGAAUAGACAAGCCAGUCUAAGGAAGCUGGCUGAUAAACAUGUCCGCCCAGUCCAGCUGGUGGCGCCCCGUGCUGAGAACCCGCCUCGCUCUAAGUCCCCUAUCUUCUCACCCAAGCACGCUGAUGGUUUGAAAUUCACCUUUGACCUGCCGCUUCCUGGAAAGAGGGCGUCUCGCAAAGGCCCUAACUCUCGCACAAUCGAGGUCAUCCACCACUACCAGGAGAGUCGCAGCUGCGUGACGUACGGCGUGGAGGGUGAGGACAGCCCUGAUGUUCUCAAGCGUCAUGUGAUGAGGGAACUCAUCGAGACGGAGAGAAUCUACGUGGAGGAGCUGCUGUCCGUUCUUCUGGGCUACAAGGCUGAGAUGGAUAACCCACUUCUGUCGGGUCUCCUGCCGGCCGCCCUGCGCAGCAAGAGAGGCGUCCUCUUUGGAAACAUGUCAGACAUCUACAAUUUCCACAGCAGAGUAUUUCUCCAGGACUUGGAGGGAUGCCUCGAGACUCCAGAAGGUGUUGGAAUCUGCUUUCUAGCGAGGAAAGACCACUUCCAAAUGUACGAGUGCUACUGUCAGAAUAAACCACGUUCGGACGCUCUGUGGCGACAGUUCUCUGACUGCGCCUUCCUUCAGGAGUGUCAGAAGAAGCUGGGACACAAACUGGGCCUUGACUCUUACCUGCUGAAACCUGUGCAACGCCUCACCAAAUAUCAGCUGCUGCUAAAGGAGCUGCUCAAAUACAGCACAGACUGCGAGGGUUCCUCUGAGCUGCAGGGGGCGCUAACAGCCAUGCUGGACCUGCUCAAGUCGGUCAACGACUCCAUGCAUCAGAUCGCCAUCACGGGAUACGAGGGGGACAUCUGCGAGCUGGGCCGCGUGUUGAUGCAAGGGCCCUUCAGCGUGUGGAUCAGCCACAAGAGAGGGUCCACUCGCAUGAAGGAGCUGGCCCGCUUCAAGCCCAUGCAGAGACACCUCUUCCUCUACGAGACGGUGCUGUUGUUCUGCAAGAGGAGGGAGGAGCACGGAGACGGCUGCGAUAAGACGCCCUCGUACGGCUUCAAGCACUGCAUCAAGAUGACCGCUGUGGGGAUCACAGAGAACGUCAAAGGAGAUCCGAGGAAGUUUGAGAUUUGGUACAGUGGCAGAGAGGAAGUGUACGUGGUUCAGGCUCCCAGCGUGGAGGUGAAGACGUCGUGGCUCAGCGAGCUCCGUCGGAUCUUGACCAACCAGCAGAGGCUCCUACGAGAUGAGGCCCAUCAAAACGGACAACAGGUAGAGCACAUGCAGCUUUCUCCGCCACCUUGUGACAGUAAGCAACAGAGGGCGUCAAUGAGCUCAGAGGACACGGAGUCCGGUAGGAGCAGUCCGGAUCGUCAGCGGCGCUCCCCGAAACGACGGCUGAUGAACCGCAGGAGUUGGCCGGGAGCUCAUCACUCAUCCAACAAUUGUCUGGAGGAAACGUCUGGAGGCAUUCUGGACAACCAGUCUGACGCACAACUGGUCAAACUGUCUCCAGGUAAAUAUCGGGCCUCAGUGGACUGCUUUCAAAACGGGCCAGACAGCAUGGUCAUCAAAAGUGGUGACGUCAUCCAGCUCAUGUGUGAAGACGACAAAGGCCGAUGGCUGGUGAGGAACCUGAGUCGGCACCAGGAUGGCUUCGUCGCGUCCACCCGCCUGCAAGUGACCAUAAGGGGGAGCCGUCGAGCAGGCUCGUCGGGGCUGAGGGCAAGGGUCCGGGAAAGAAAGCUCAGUUCUCCUUAACCACAGGGGGGCGCCAGUGAGUCUAACGAUGAACGUUUGGCGACUCCAGUCGCGCUCAUGUCCUCGCAGAUUUUGACUGACAAUCUGGACCAAUCGGUGUUUUACCUCCACAUAUUUACGCCGGAUUGUAAGAAGAAGAAAAAAGACGGUAAGCACAAAAGCUACACGAGCGCCGCGUCGUCUCCUCGGCUGCAAUCAUGGGUGUGUAAGUGGAGUGGUGGUCUUUGUCCUGGUUUUUUACAUUUUGACCUAUGCCGUGAAUCAACGUUGCAACAAAAAAACAUUCUUUGGACACAAAGACAAUCAAAGACCAAACUGUGGCCCCCCGAACUGAAAUUUUGGACCAUAGCCUCAGAGCCACUAGGGGGCAUACUUGAUGAUGUGAAGUUCUGUGAUGUGACAGGGAUUCCAUUUUCUGGACAUUUCAGUUCCUUGUCAGCAUUUAAGUGCAGCACACCAUUUCUAAGGGAUUUUAGUUCCCUUGAUCUUUGCAAUAAUACUUAUUUCCUCAUGUGCUCCUCUCUACUAAAGUGCCAAAAUGAUGUUUUUUCCAUCCUCCAACUUUUACGAAUGUCCACGGAUGUUUUCAUUCAUCCAUCAAAAGUGGAUUCUUCAGUUAGUCUCAGAAGACGUUUGGCCUCUCGUUUGAACUGGCUGCAUUAGUUGGAGCUUAUAGACUUAGGACAGCUCUAGUUUGAGCGGAUGGUGCAGGACCAGAGGCGACAAUUGUGAUGCAAAAAAAUCCCAACUUUGAGAGGAUAAAUACCAAAACCCAAAACCAGUGAAGUUGGCACGUUGUGUAAAUGGUAAAUAAAAACAGAAUACAAUGAUUUGCAAAUCCUUUUCAACUUAUAUUCAAUUGAAUAGACUGCAAAAACAAGAUAAUUAAUGUUCCAACCGAGGAACUUAAUUUUUUUUGCAAGGAAUCAUUAACUUAGAAUUUAAUGGCAGCAACACAUUGGUAAAAAGUUGUCACAGGGGCAUUUUUACCACUGUGUUACAUGGCCUUUCCUUUUAACAACCCUCAGUAAACGUUUGGGAACUAAGGAGACACAUUUUUGAAGCUUUUCAGGUGGAAUUCUUUCCCAUUCUUGCUUGAUGUACAGCUAAAGUUGUUCAACAGUCCGGGGUCUCCGUUGUGGUAUUUUAGGCUUCAUAAUGCACCACACAUUUUUAAUGGGUGACAGGUCUGGACUACAGGCAGGCCAGUUUAGUACCCGGACUGUUUUACUAUGAAGCCACGCUGUUGUAGCACGUGGCUUGGCAUUGUCUUGCUGAAAUAAGCAGGGGCGUCCAUGAUAACGUAGCUUGGAUGGCAACAUAUGUUGCUCCAAAACCUGUAUGUACCUUUCAGCAUUAAUGGUGCCUUCACAGAUGUGUAAGUUACCCAUGUCUUGGGCACUAAUACACCCCUAUACCGUCACAGAUGCUGGCUUAUGAACUUUGAACAAUCUGGAUGGUUCUUCUCCUCUUUGUUCAAGAGGACGCAACGUCCACAGUUUCCAUAAACAAUUUGACAUGUGGACUCGUUAGACCGCAGAACGCCACUUUAUCAGUUCAUCUUAGAUGAGCUCGGGCCCAGCGAAGCCGGCGGCAUUUCUGGGUGUUGUUGAUAAAUAGCUUUCGCUUUGCGUAGUAGAGUUUUAACUUGCACUUACAGAUGUAGCGACCAACUGUAGUUACUGACAGUGGUUUUCUGAAGUGUUCCUGAGCCAAUGUGGUUAUAUCCUUUACGCACUGAUGUCGCUUUUUAAAUCAGUACCGCCUGAUGGUGAUAUCUCUAAAUGUGUUAUGUACCGGAGGAGUAGACAGCACAGACAACAAAGGCGUAGUAUAGCUCUAUGUAUUCAUUUUAUAUAUGUAUAUAUAUAUAUAUAUAUAUAUAUAUAUAUACAUAUAUAUAUAAUACCAAACAAUAAUAUAAAUAAACUAGAGAAUGGAGUGUGACUAGAUACAAAAUGUGUAUGGUGUGCACUAAGUGUGAGAAUUAACUGUUGUGUGUUACUGUGAAUGUUGAGCGAGAGGCAGUCAGAAGAAACGCGGGGUGGGACGAGACGCACGGCUCGUAGCUCGGGAACGAAGGGGUAGCUGCUAGGAACAACAAGGGGAGAAACACAAACCAAUCAUACGAUGGGGAAAGAAACACGGAGAGAGAAAGGCAUAGAGCUUUGUUAGAUGACUUACUGUACUCGAACAGAAGACUACGUUCUGGCCCGGAACGCAGGUCUGCACUGGCUUAAGAAGCCCAGGAAGAUCAUCAACGACAGGUGCGCUGAGUGCUGAUUGAUUGCAGCUGCUUGCCGCCGCCGGAGUGGCGCGUGCAGGAGAUGAGCGGCCGUGGGCGUAGCCCGGGGUGUGCUCCGCGGGGCUCACUGAUGAAUGCGCAUUGGCAUUGCAAAAUUCCUUGCAAUAGCUGGUUGAGAAAUGUUGUUCUUAAACUGUUGGACAAUUUGCUCACAAAGUGGUGACCUUCACCCCAUCCUUGUUUGUGAAUGACUGAGCAUUUCAUGGAAGCUGCUUUUAUACCCAAUCAUGGCACCCACCUGUUCCCAAUUAGCCUGUUCACCUGUGGGAUGUUCCAAAUAAGUGUUUGAUGGGUAUUCCUCUACUUUCUCAGUCUUGUUUGCCACUUGUGCCAGCUUUUUUAAAACAUGUUGCAGGCAUCAAAUUCCAAAUGAGCUAAUAUUUGCAAAAAGUUUUCCAGUUCGAACGUUAAGUAUCUUGUCUUUGCAGUCUAUUGAAUUGAAUAUAAGUUGAAAAGGAUUUGCAAAUCAUUGUAUUCUGUUUUUAUUUACCAUUUACACAACGUGACAACUUCAAUGGUUUUGGGUUUUGUACUUUGGAUCCUGCAUUAUCCUCUCAGACUGGAGCGGUGUUAUCCAAGUCUAAGAGGGUCAGAAGCAAAACCAUCCUUGCCCGAGCACGCCCUCCUCUUGUCGGAGUAUAAAUAGUUGGGGUUUUUGGCACCAGCAUCUGGACUAGAUCUGACCAAUGGAGGUCUAUGAGCAUGAAGUGAUGAAGCCCGCUCGGAUGAGAGACGAAACAUUUUCUGAGACAAACUGAUCAGUCCUGUUGUAAUCCAUCGAAUGCCCUGAGAAAACUUUUAAAAAUGCUUUUAAGGUACAAUUCAGAAUGUGUCAGCAUUCAAAUGAUGUACGUACAGUAUAAACUGUAGCACUCUGACUACGUAUAUACUGUAGCACUCUGAAUGUACGUAUAUACUGUAGAACUCUGACUGUACGUAUAUACUGUAGCACUCUGACUACGUAUAUACUGUAGCUCUCUGACUGUACGUAUAUACUGUAGAACUCUGACUGUACGUAUAUACUGUAGCACUCUGACUACGUAUAUACUGUAGCUCUCUGACUGUACGUAUAUACUGUAGCACUCUGAAUGUACAGUAUAUACUGUAGCACUCUGACUGUACGUAUAUACUGUAGCUCUCUGACUGUACGUAUAUACUGUAGAACUCUGACUGUACGUAUAUACUGUAGCACUCUGACUACGUAUAUACUGUAGCUCUCUGACUGUACGUAUAUA